AUGACAAUCUUUGAAUUGAAUAUAAUUCAAAACAUUCCUUCAUCAAAAGUGUUAAAAAAAAUUUUAAUGAUCAAUGGAUUAGAAUUUCUAAAGUUAAAUAACGCUCUAUAACAAUAUAAUCUGAUAAUAAAAAUUAGAAUUAAAAAAUCUUAGAAAAGCAAAAUAACGACUCACUUUUUACUGCUUUCAAAGAAUAAUUUUAAAAGUUAUCCUUCAAAAUUAGAAGCUUUACUCCUACUAAUACUGAUUUGUAGAAUAAAAUUAAUUAUAUAAAUGAUGAAUAAAAACAAGAACUCAAAACUUUAGAUAAACAAAAUAUCUAUUAUUUUAAAUCUUAUUUUUAUAUUAUAUUACAAAAGACUUAGCAAGAAAAUAUGA
Molecule: messenger RNA, 378 nt
Organism: Paramecium sonneborni
Lineage: Eukaryota; Ciliophora; Oligohymenophorea; Peniculida; Parameciidae
Source: the annotation of a GenBank genome assembly